Messenger RNA from Topomyia yanbarensis, 2147 nucleotides. It is a transcript of the gene Srp54k, whose product is annotated as signal recognition particle subunit SRP54. The record is from RefSeq and is a predicted model, not a curated record. Gene Ontology annotation, biological process: SRP-dependent cotranslational protein targeting to membrane, translocation; SRP-dependent cotranslational protein targeting to membrane. NCBI's taxonomy places the organism in Eukaryota, Metazoa, Arthropoda, Insecta, Diptera, Culicidae. Gene Ontology annotation, cellular component: cytosol; signal recognition particle, endoplasmic reticulum targeting. Gene Ontology annotation, molecular function: 7S RNA binding; endoplasmic reticulum signal sequence receptor activity; GTP binding. The transcript is spliced from 5 exons. Bases 400 to 1914 code for a protein of 504 amino acids.
AAAAAAUCUGACAGUUUACUGUGUCGUGUUGUGUUGUCUCCUCCCGACGAGCUUCUCGUUUUUCCUCGCAUCGUCAUAAUUUCCACCACAGUCAGACAGCCACACAAACAGAUUUUUCCUCGCGAUCGUGCCCAUAUUUUCGUAAGCGUAAAAUUUUAUCGCGAUUUUCCUGCCCAUUUCAGCGGCCAUAAAACCUUCCCACCGUAACGCGCUGUAAGUCGAGCUCGGGAACGUGACGUGUGCUGAUUUCCAGUCGAAAGCAAAUUGAAACAAGGUGGAAUGGUAAUUUCGCAAUCGAUCACAGCCACUAGAAGAAUCUUGAUUGGUUCAGCAUAAGUCGGGGAAGCUUUGGAAAGAUAGCGCAAGUUUUGUGAUUGAAGCAAAAGAACAGAACGCAAAAUGGUUCUAGCGGAUCUCGGCCGGAAGAUCACGAAUGCUCUGCAUUCGCUGAGCAAAGCGACCAUCAUCAAUGAAGAGGUUCUUGAUUCCAUGCUGAAGGAGAUUUGCACGGCUCUCCUGGAAGCGGACGUGAACAUCCGGCUGGUGAAAAAGCUGCGGGAGAAUGUAAAAUCGGUGAUUGAUUUUGACGAAAUGGCUGGCGGGUUGAACAAGAGGCGCAUGAUUCAGUCGGCCGUCUUCAAGGAGCUGGUCAAACUGGUUGAUCCGGGAGUGAAACCAUUUCAACCGAUCAAGGGUCGUCCGAAUAUUAUCAUGUUUGUCGGUUUACAGGGAUCCGGAAAAACGACAACCUGUACCAAGCUAGCCUACCACUACCAGAAAAAGAACUGGAAAUCCUGUCUGGUAUGCGCGGAUACGUUCCGUGCCGGUGCUUACGAUCAGAUUAAGCAAAAUGCCACCAAGGCUCGAAUUCCGUUCUACGGAAGCUACACGGAGGUAGAUCCGGUGGUUAUUGCCCAGGACGGAGUUGAAAUGUUCAAGAAGGAAGGUUUUGAAUUUAUCAUCGUCGAUACGAGCGGUCGACACAAACAGGAGGAGUCCCUGUUUGAGGAGAUGUUGGCGGUUGCGACCGCAAUUAAACCGGACAAUAUUAUUUUCGUUAUGGAUGCCACCAUUGGACAGGCUUGCGAAGCGCAAGCCAAGGCUUUUAAGGAGAAAGUUGACAUCGGUUCCGUCAUCAUCACCAAGCUGGACGGACAUGCCAAGGGAGGUGGUGCUCUUUCGGCCGUGGCAGCAACCAAUUCCCCCAUCAUCUUCAUCGGCACCGGAGAACACAUUGACGACUUGGAACCGUUCAAGACCAAGCCGUUCAUCAGUAAACUGCUAGGAAUGGGCGAUAUCGAAGGUUUAAUCGAUAAGGUCAACGAGCUGAACCUGGACGAUAACGAGGAACUGAUCGAUAAAAUCAAACACGGCCAAUUUACGAUACGGGACAUGUACGAGCAGUUUCAGAACAUCAUGAAGAUGGGACCGUUUUCCCAGAUAAUGGGAAUGAUUCCAGGUUUCUCGCAAGAUUUCAUGACCAAAGGUGGCGAACAGGAAUCGAUGGCCCGCAUCAAACGGUUGAUGACGAUGAUGGAUUCCAUGUCGGACGGUGAGCUGGACAACAAGGACGGGGCGAAACUGUUCAGCAAGCAGCCCAGUCGGGUGAUUCGUGUUGCCCAGGGUUCGGGUGUUACGGAGCGGGAGGUGCGGGAUUUAAUUUCACAGUACACAAAGUUUGCGGCCGUUAUUAAAAAGAUGGGUGGCAUCAAGGGUCUGUUCAAGAGCGGUGACAUGGCAAAGAAUGUUAAUCCGACGCAGAUGGCCAAGCUGAACCAGCAGAUGGCGAAGAUGAUUGAUCCACGGAUGUUUCAGCAGAUGGGGGGAAUGAGUGGGUUGCAGAAUAUGAUGCGGCAGCUGCAGCAGGGAGCUGGGGGGCUCGGGAAUCUGAUGGGCGGAUUCGGUAAGUCUUGAAGUGUGAAUCGUGGCAGUUUUGGAACCGCCCGGUGUUUUCCCCCGUGCGACGCACACGGUGUUACCUUUGUGGAGUCGCUUAUUCGUUCUUCGGUAAAUCCAAUCUUGAUAGUUUAUGUUGUUUUAUGAGAAUUUUUUUUGCUAUUGUUUAUUGGAAUCGAAAUGCGCGAGAAAGAUGAGAGUUGUCGGUGUUAAAAAAAUACAUGCCAAGGUAGGGUCGACUUUAAUCUUAA